AUGAUAUUCCUCUAUAGUUGUUGCAAAGAACAAUUCGCUCCUAACGAAAUCACUGUAAAAACCAACGGCAACAGCAUCUUAGUAGAAGAUAACCGCAAAGAAAAACAAGACGAACAUGAUCUGAUAAUGAGACACUUUGUCAGACGAUACGUUCUUCCACAAACCCACGAUGCCGAAAAUGCCGUUUCUCCAUUGUCUUUAGACGGAGUUUUGACAGUAAGCGCACUAAAGAAAACCGAAAAACCUGUAGCCUCAGAAAGGGUAGUACCCAUCACACAAACUAUACCAGCCAAGAGCACUAUAACACCCGUUGUAGAGUCUCCCCAACCACAAGUGAAUUAA
Diabrotica virgifera virgifera (western corn rootworm) is the source of this 342-nucleotide messenger RNA. Its product is annotated as heat shock protein 27-like. The record is from RefSeq and is a predicted model, not a curated record. The transcript has 2 exons. Gene Ontology annotation, biological process: response to heat; protein refolding. Lineage: Eukaryota; Metazoa; Arthropoda; Insecta; Coleoptera; Chrysomelidae. Gene Ontology annotation, molecular function: protein folding chaperone. Bases 1 to 342 code for a protein of 113 amino acids.